Salvelinus sp. IW2-2015 is the source of this 3812-nucleotide messenger RNA. It is a transcript of the gene gabpb2a, whose product is annotated as GA binding protein transcription factor subunit beta 2a. Gene Ontology annotation, cellular component: nucleus. NCBI's taxonomy places the organism in Eukaryota, Metazoa, Chordata, Actinopteri, Salmoniformes, Salmonidae. The record is from RefSeq and is a predicted model, not a curated record. Gene Ontology annotation, biological process: positive regulation of transcription by RNA polymerase II. Gene Ontology annotation, molecular function: transcription cis-regulatory region binding; protein binding.
UACAGCGUAAAUUCAGUAUCGCCUUUUUACCGUAAUGGGUUAAUUGGCCAUUGAAGGGCUUGCUACUUUUUCAUUCGCCCGCCCACAAGAGGGUUCAAAAAGCUCGAUUUCCACCUCCGGUGUCGAGUUGCCGCCAUCUUUGUAUCCGUUUAAAUACACAAAUAUAAUUUAUUUUCAUUAUCUAAGGUGAGGAGAACAUUCAAAAUAAUUGGGUAAAGUCAAGGAACUUAUGUCUGCAGCCUAAGAGCAUUCAUUUGAAGCCAUAUUGAGAUGUCGCUGGUGGAUUUGGGGAAGCGGCUCCUUGAGGCCGCACGSAAAGGCCAGGACGAUGAAGUCAGGACACUCAUGGCCAAUGGGGCUCCCUUCACCACAGACUGGCUGGGCACAUCUCCGUUGCACCUGGCCGCCCAACACGGACACUAUUCCACCGCCGAGGUGCUGCUCAGGGCAGGCGUCAGCAGAGAUGCCCGAACCAAAGUGGACAGGACCCCUCUGCACAUGGCUGCUUCAGAGGGCCACAACGUCAUCGUGGAUCUAUUAGUCAGGAGUGGCGCAGACAUUAAUGCCAAAGACAUGCUGAAGAUGACUGCUCUCCACUGGGCCGCCCAGAAUGGCCACCAAAGGGUAGCAGAGACGCUUGUCAAACAUGGCGCCGAUGUUCACGCUCUCAGUAAAUUUGAUAAGACGCCGUUUGACAUCGCAGGAGACAUCCAGAAUGCAGACCUUAUGCUCCUACUACAGGAGGGAAUGCAGAACCAGGUGAACAUGAACGCAGAGGCUGGCAUGACGGGGAGCUCGGCCCAGCCUCAGUUUAUCAUCCAGGGCAUCCCAGGGCUCCCGGGGGGUGUGGUCAACCUGGCGGAUCUCCUCAACAACAUCAACUCGGCAGGUGACUCGGAGGAAGCCAUAGCAGCCAAUUCUUUGGACCCCGGCAGCAUCCAGCACAUGGUGAACGAGCAAGGUCAAAGGGUUAUCACCAUAGUGACCGACCAACACGGUAACCUGCAGACUGGAGGGCUUGGUCAGCCAUUCUUCGUCACCAUGCAGCAUGGACAACAGAUGUUGGCGAUGCCAGCCAAUCAGGUGACAGAGGAGGUGGUUGAGGAGGAACCCCAGCCCCCGCCUGCCCGCAAGAGGAAACUCGAGGCCUCGGCCAACCACAUGGAGUCUGGAGACACGGAGCAGUUACAGAGGCAGCUGCAGGAGGCCAACCGGAAAGCCCAGGAGUACCGGCAGCAGCUGAUGUGCAAAGAGCAGGAAGCAGAGCAGUACCGUAUGAAGCUGGAGGCCAUGUCGCACAGCCAUACCAACGGCACCUUGGAGCAGGAGGAAGUGGUUGAGGAGGAGGAGGAGGAGGAGGAGGAGGUGGUGCUGCUCCAGGAGGGAGACAUCAUCAUCAAGACGGAGGAGCUGGACUCGGCCGAGGAGCAGGUGACGCUGGUGGAGUCGGUGCCCUCCCACACCGAGGUCAUCUCAUAACAUCAGACAGACUGAUGUCACUGACGGAAGGAGAAAUGGACACGAACUCAGGCGACGGGGCAGCCUAUCAGCGUUUUCAUAGCUCUUUGUUAAGUUUUCCCCCUUCUGAUUUUCUUGUUAUGUCUUGUUUUUGAACUAUAUUUACUUACUUUCUGCCAUUUCAGUCGUUUUUUUUCUCUCAAUCAUGUUUUUUUUUUUUUUAACAAGUAGCGAAGUGAUGAGCUGAAUAGGAGGUGCAUCACAGGUUGGUUGAUGAGCCGGAAUGGGACCUGCUCAGCCUGUGGAUAAGGUUUCCUGCCUGAAAUACGUAUAUGCUAUCUGAGAGAAACGGGUCACUCAGUCUCUGUCUAUGGUGUCUGAGACAUGUCAYUGGUGUGGGAAAUACAUUUUCAUGUUGCCAACUACAUAUCAUAAGAUGUCCAAGACAUGUCCAUCCAUGGUGCCAGAGGACCAGUCUGUGGAGAGAACACUGUUUGUUUUUGUUCAGUUCCUUCGGGUCUCAAAACUCYCCCUCUGCAUCACUCCUCCAUCCUACCACCCACCAUCAUGGGCUCCACUGCAAUGGGAAUUGUAUUUAUUCUUUUCAAAUAGGUAUUCUUAGUCUUACAGGACAAAUGACAGGGCAUGCAGUUGGCAACYGUCAUUCCCAGCAUUUAUUGGACUCUGCAUUCACAAUGUAAUAAUGAAUUCUUUCCAAGUUGGGAAUUGCAGUGUUUUGACUUUCAUGGCACCACCUUAGCUUUGUCCUCUGUGGUUGUUAUGGUCUGUGCCACUUCCAGAGUGCAGUGGUGAUUUAUAGGUUUACUGUUGCAAAAGCCACAACCCCCCCUCACUGCUGAUGUCAAUACAAAGAAUAACCUCCUCCCGUUUCCAGGCCCCUGUGGCUUUAAUCACUAGUAGUCGCACUCCCCAAAGCCGGAGACGGACAGGAAUAAGGCUUUCAGAUUGCUGUGUUCUUAUGACAAUGACCAUUUCCCAUGUCCCGACACUUGUUUCUGCUACAGUUACUGUGCCGUUUUGUCUUCUCCCACCCUGAAUGAGAAUGUGGUCAACUUCUGGGUUAACAUUCAUCUCUCAGGGUUGAAGGGUGUUAAUGGAAAGUCAUCUCUGCCUGCUAUUCAGUAAGGGCCAAUCUAAACUUGAGAUGCCAAAGCUGAUUUAAGUUGUGCCUACAUUUUGCAUUGACGUCAAUGGGGGGGAUUUCCACUGAAAUUYGAGUUCAGAUUGUGGAUCUCAAGUUCUGACGUAUCGGAUGCUCUUGCCCAGGUUUAAAAUUACUUUAGUGGGUCUAACAGCAAUUUGAGUUUAACCAUGUUGAGCGACAGAUAUAAAUACACGCACACCAAUUUGAACAUUAAAAUAAUGUGAAUGUACACUGAUCUGUGGUCAGUUUGAGAGGAGUACAUCUUGUAUAAUUAAUUUUCCAACAUGGCUAAUUGGGUGGAUGAAAUACACCACAGUUUUUGAGUUUCAGAAUUGAAACCCCCUCAGACAACCUCUUUACUUGGUGGAAGAGGCCUGCUGUUUUGCUGGAAUACCGUUCCUAUGGCGGUCUCCACUCACCCAUUGUAAACUUAGACCGCUCUCUUCCUUUGAGAAGUCGAUGUUCUCCACGAGUAUGAUAUUUUUUUAUAAGCUCUCAGCAAGCCUUUUUAUUAUGUACAUAUAAAAUUGUAUUUUUAAGUGUAUCUGAAUGCUUUGGAAUGUAGACUGCCUAUAUAUGAGUUGUAAGCACAUUGUCCCUUUUUAGUUUAGCAUCUCUUUGCCAGAUUGUAUAGGUGAACAUGUAUGCACCAAAUUAUUAAAUAAUUCCAUUUGACGGGUUUAUAGAUCUACCUGUUUCGCUACUGCUCUCAGUUAAGGGCACUUGACCGAGCCAUGAAUGACUUUGUGUGGACUUAGCUUGCUUUGAUUUAAAAGUAUGAAACUCCCUUUUUAAAAUGUUACAACUGGUUUCUGGAACAUGCUUUGAAGUGUUUGUUGAAUAACUUCGGUCUUCUCAGAGAUGGAGAACCGGUUGCUCUYUACCAUUUCCUCCGUUUUGUUUUAGACAUUGUUCCAUAUUGACCAGCAGGUGGCACUACACUUUAACYGACUGGUCUGUGAAAUGAAAUUGAACAGGGAUCAUAUCUAUAUUUCUUACCCUCAAAUGAGUCGAUUUGCUGCUAAUACAGAAAGUGAAACGACUAGAGUAUCAUACGGUGACGUUGAAGAUUUAUUAAAUGCAUUCCUUUUUCUAACUCAUUUAUGUAAGGUGAUAUUUCAGUUGUAUUGCCUACCUGGAUAACAUAAUUGAAAAUAAAAUACAAGCUCGUACCUGCAAAUGAUGUGGA